This is a messenger RNA of Biomphalaria glabrata, 4359 nucleotides long. RefSeq lists its product as uncharacterized. The transcript has 27 exons. Lineage: Eukaryota; Metazoa; Mollusca; Gastropoda; Planorbidae. The record is from RefSeq and is a predicted model, not a curated record. The coding region runs from base 16 to 3816 and encodes 1266 amino acids.
UUCACGGAGGCAAAAAUGAAUAAAAAUGUUCUCUGUCACCUAUCAGUAGCUGUUUUUUACUUUCUGAUACAAAUUGUUAUUGCUACCCAAACCAAGGUAGACAUAGUACAAGCUGUUGAUGAUAUUCAUCAGCGUCUUAUAGCUCUGGACAGCAAUCUAGAUAAACUGAUUAGUGAUGUUACCAAACUCAAACUAGAGCUUUCUGGUCAAAGUGGUCAAGCUAAAAGUGAUCUGACUCCAUUUGUUGACAUUUUGACAAUUCAAAGAACACAGGUGACUGGAGGAUAUAACUUCUCAGUAACUUAUAGACUGAUUGCUGAUGAAGUCAAAGUGGUUUGGUUUCAAUACCAACCUAUUGUCAAAGUUUACGACAUGGAGAUAGAUGGCAACACAAAGCUAACAAGUGCUCUGUUUAACCUGACUGACUACUACAGUUAUCCAAUUCUGAGGUUUUUAAAUAUGGAAACAUUUAGUGAGUUAGCUAUUGAGUUUAAUACAGAGACGUCCUUCAAGGGAGACAGCAUUCUGUACAAUAUUACUGUACCAUUUUUGACAACUAACACAUCUCAAGACAUUGUUUACCAAACUGGACAAAACAUAGCUCUUGAGGUUAAAUAUUUUCCUCAUGAUAAAUCUCCUCAAGUUAAUGCAGAUGUUGUCAACCUGAACUCAUGGAAGUUUGUCAGAGCUUUUCCUAGUGCAUCAGACUCCAAUCUCAUUGAUGUAGAGUCAAACAAACCUGAUCUGCAGGAAGAUAGAGCCAAAUUAACUAUCCUAACAUCCACCAAUUAUGUGAGUGGUCUUAUCUUCUUCUCUGUUGGUCAUGCUAUGCCAGGAAGCAUUGUGAAUCAUAUCAUGUUUCAAGCCAUGCAUACACUGAGACCAGACUCAGCUAAGUUUCCUUUCCCUGACAAAUAUCUUCACUUGGUAGACAAUCAUAGUUUCAAAGAAGAUGGUGUUAUCAAAGAAAUAGUCCAGCCUGGUAAGAGAGUGACUUUACACUGCCUAGCCUAUGGGCUGAACAUAACAGAUAUCUACUGGACUAGACUGAACUCGGAUGGUUCAAUCACCAACAUUCAGCCAGAUAAUUGGACAAGUCAAGAAGAGAGGACAGCUUACAGCUUCUAUAACAGCAUCUCUCUCUGGGCAGACUCUGAGUUUAAAGACAAGACUAAAUACACUUGUCGCGCUGAAAAUAUUUGGGGAGUUAAUGUUGUGGAAACAUUUCAAGUGGGAUUGGAGUCUGACAACUUCCUGGUUGCUUCGAACUUAUCACUAUUCAUGGAAGAUUUCAAUGAAACUAGAAAUACACCUGGUCAAGCCAGUAAAGGCAGUCCAAGUUUAAACCCUUUGGCUGACAUUCUUUCUGUACAAAGAAUUCAAGUGCCUGGAGGUUUUAGUUUUAAAGUAACCUACAGACCAGUUGCUGAAGACAUGAUUCUUGUAUUUGAAGAUUAUUUGUCUGAACUGGAAAGCCUCGAUGAACCAAGCAGUGAAGACACAAAGACAUCAUUUGUUUUCUAUAAUGUCACUAAAAAUUCGGGACCUCUUUUUCUGAAAGUUUUCAGUCCCAAACUUUUAAGUGGUAUUUACUUAGAACUCAGUACUGAUGAUGUCAGCCAGAAAUAUGCAUUAAAUGACAAUGUGACAAUACCAAGCCUUGUUAUUGAACCAACAGGAGACAUUGUUUACAUGCCAGCUCGUAACGUGUCUGUCCAGAUGUACUUCCAACAUAGACCUGAAAUUCUCCCAAAAGUCUGGGCUGAUGUAGUAGACUUAAAUUUGCUUCAGUUCUAUGAAAGAGUCUCUCCAGGGAGUGAAAAUACGCCAUUCAUUGAUCUACCUCAAAAAGUUGAUGGUAAUGGAAAAAGUGGAGCAACUUUAAAUUUCAGAACCUCCAUUUAUCCCAUUAGUGGUUUUAUCUACUUCUUGCUAGAGCUCAAGACAUCAGAAACAUUGGUUAAGGACGUUAGGUAUGGCAUGAUGAAAGUACUGAGACCAGUCACCGCUCCACUUCCCAUUCCAGAAACAUUUCUACAUAUAAAGGAGCUUCAAGGCUGGAAGAAAGACGGUGUAACUAUAGUGAUGAUCAAACCAGGAGGCAAAGUGAACAUUAAUUGCCAUGUUUUUGGUGUGAAGCCAAGAGUGUACUGGACCAGGCUUAACUUGAAUGGCUCAACUACAAUCAUCCAACCCAGUGCUGUCAAUAGCAGGCUACAGAUCAACCCCUAUUACUUUGAGAGCAGUAUUGAGGUCUGGGCAAACUCUACAUUUACAGACAAGACUAUCUACACUUGUGUGGCUCAGAACUCAAUGAACAACACCCUGGAGGAGGUGUAUAAAGUACAGCUGGAGUCUCAAACUUAUGAUGGACUGUUGAAUUCUACUGGUACAUUUUUGAAGCCUUCAGACCUGAAUUUAACUGCAAAUACAACAGUAAGAAGUUAUUAUUUAAAUGCAUCCAGUUCAUUCGUAGAAGUUAUCAAUGCUUCAAGAGUAAAAACAGACAAGGGCUAUUACUACAGUGUGACCUACAGACCUAUGGUGGAAGAUUUGAAAGUUAGAUGGUCUAAUGGGACCACAGAUUUAUUAGAUUUUACACAAAACAACUUGGGAGACUAUGAAGUGACUAAAGUUUUUUAUGAUCCUAAAAGUGUUUUGAUUCCUCACUUGCAAGUCUCAUUUGAGAGUCCUCAACGAAAAAGUGCUGUGGUGCUCACAUUCCAUGUUCUAAGUCUCCUGCCUGGCUUUCAAGUAGACAACAAUGUCAGAAUCCCUCAGCUUGACAUUCCUACAAACACUGACAUUGUGUAUGACCCUGGGCAAAAUACCACCCUGAAGUUAGGGACAACCAAUGAGAAUGUACAAGACAUAGAUGGUCACAUGGAACUUGUCGAUGUCAAAACUGGAGCAUUUAUGUUUUCAAGACUGAAAGUUAAUGACCUGAAAUUUAUUUUUGUACUUCUAAAGUCCAGACCAUUAAUGAGUAAAAACGGCACAGAAUUUGACUUGACGUUUCUGACAUCCAAGAAGGCAGUGAGUGGUGUCCUUACUUUCUUCAUCCAGCAGCCAUUGAACGGAAGUGUUCUACACACUAUCAAAAUAUCAAAACAACUAACAUUGAGACCUGCCGAUCAAAAUGUUGCAUUCCCAGCAAGAUUUAUCUUUAUAAGAGAACAAAAGAAUGCUGUGCCAAGUAUGGACAUUAAUUAUCAAGUGAAAUGUAGAUCAGGAGACAUGUGUCUGUUACAGUGUACUGCUUUAGGUCCUAACCUCAAGGACGUCCUGUUGUAUCAUAUUCAUGAGAAUGGAAGCAAAUCAAUGGUUCAAGAUCAUGAGAUACGUAGAAAAGAAAGAGCUCUAUACAGCUAUGAAGUCAAUACUGUAUUCUGGGUCAGUUUGAAUGACCAGCUCAUCAGGAACUUUGAGUGUGUUGCUAAAAAUAUCUAUGGAGACACAGUGUCCAGAAAUUUAGUGGUCACUCCCGUCAUCCAGUUGGAUAUUUUGUCAGAACUGUCUAGAGUAACAAUUCUAGAAGCUAAGGGCAAAACAAAGACACGAUACAACAUCACCUGCGUCAUAAGAGCCAGUCGCAAGCCUCAGGUCAAGCUGACAUUCAUCAACAAUGCCUCCGAGAGAGAUCAUGAAUUUCCAGCCGACGCCAUAAUACAAGUGUCACCCCAUGAAUACAGGGUCACAAAAAUCAAGGCCUUCAAUCGCAACAAGCCUAAUACUAUGCUAACCUCAGUCAAAUGUCGAGCCUCGACACCCCAUGAGGCCACCGAACUAGAACUUGCCGUGCCGAACAAUAUCUGAUAUAAGUAGUUCCAGAGCCCAGUCACUCAGAAAUAUAAAGUUAUUGCAAGUUUUUCUUAUCAAUCUACAGUACAACAUCAAUCUUAUCUUAUCUUAUAUAAUACAGUUACUUCAAAAUUGAAGAUCUACAGUACAACAUCAACAUUUCAAGUGCAAUUAUUUCUUAUUUAUUUUUAAAUUAUUGUAACAUGGCUUUAUAAUAUGGAUUGAAUAUCUGAUCUAUUCCAGUACGUAACUUUUUGUUUGUUUGCUUUUCAUUAAUAUAAAUAAAGUGAAAGUAAAAAAAAAAGAUAUGAGAUCAGUUCAAAGAUAUACUGCUAUUUCUCUUCUCUGACCUCAUCUCUCUUUACAUCUACAAGAUCAGUGAUACAUUUUUGGUCCUAUUCCAAAUGUUUAUAUUUGAAAAGAGUUUUGAUUUCUGAUUGUUUUCUGUUUAUUAUUCUUUAUUUAUGCAAUAGUAUUAUGACCAUGAUGCAAUAGAUUUAGGUCCAUGAUGCAAUAGUAUUAUGACCAAGAUGCAAUAGAUUUAGGUCCAUGAUGCAA